AUGCUGCGGGUGAAGAUGUCUCGGAGACGGUCGCAGUCCCAGAAGGAGAACCGAGACAAGGCACUGAACAGCCGCAGGCAGCUUGACAAACUCCCGGAGUUGGAAUGUUCUCAACUGGACAUGUCGGUUGUUGAAAAUGUGUCAGUAGUUCAGGAAAAAGCAUCGAAUGCGAAACAAGUGAAAAGUGAGUUGUUUUUGUGUGUGGUGGUUCUGUUGUGCAUUCGUGGUUUACUUAUUUAGCAAGCUAAACAGUAUUGUCUAGGGCAGGGGUUACCAAACGUUUUUCACUCAGUUCCCCCUACCAGCAUUAGAACAUCCCGCGCCCCCCUUGCACGCGCCACGUAUAUUUCUAUGGGCACACGCUGUUCACACCCCUGUUGUUGGUGGACAGAAAAUGUUGCAGGUUUAAAGCUCAUUUUCUUGCAAUUCUAUAAAUGUUGCCGUGUCUCAUGUAUAUUCAUAUUAUAAUUGAGUGACUCAAACAUUACAACAAUCUAAGGGCUGAAAAACCUAGCUAAAAACGUUAACUGACAUGGGCUUGUUGAUCUGGACAUUUCUGACAAUUUAUAAAUACAUUUUUAAGGUCUGCAAUGACUAACGUGACUAGAGGAAAACUGAUACACUAUCCAAAUUUGAAAUUGCACCUUGUGUAUUCUACUAUUACCACUGAAGAAUACGUUGAAAGCUGGACUGAGUUCCUUAAAAAAUAUAUAUAUAUUACACAACACACUACCAGUCAAAAGUUUGGACACCAACUCAUUCAAGGGUUUUUCUUUAUUUGUACUAUUUUUUUUACAUUGUAGAAUAAUAAUGAAGACAUCAAAACUAUGAAAUAACACAUGGAAUCAUGUAGUAACCAAAAAAGUGUUAAACAAAUCAAAAUAUAUUUUAUAUUUGAGACUCUUCAAAUAGCCACCCUUUGCCUUGACAGCUUUGCACACUCUUGGCAUUCUCUCAACCAGCUUCACCUGGAAUGCUUUUCCAACAGUCUUCAAGGAGUUCCCACAUAUGCUGAGCACUUGUUGGCUGCUUUUCCUUCACUCUGCCAUCCGACUCAUCCCAAACCAUCUCAAUUGGGUUGAGGUCGGGGGAUCUGAACACAGCCUGGAGGUGUGUUGGGUCAUUGUCCUGUUGAAAAACAAAUGAUAGUCCCACUAAGCCCAAAGCAGAUGGGAUGGCGUAUCGCUGUAGAAUGCUGUGUUAGCCAUGCUGGUUAAGUGUGCCUUGAAUUCUAAAUAAAUCACAGACAGUGUCACCAGCAAAGCACCCCCACACCGUAACACCACCUCUUCCAUGCGUUACGGUGGGAAAUACACAUGCGGAGAUCAUCCGUUCACCCACACCGCGUCUCACAAAGACACAGCGGUUGGAACCAAAAAUCUCAAAUUUGGACUCCAGACCAAAGGACAAAUUUCCACCGGUCUAAUGUCCAUUGCUCGUGUUUCUUGGCCCAAGCAGGUCUCUUCUUCUUAUUGGUAUCCUUUAGUAGUGGUUUCUUUGCAGCAAUUUGACCAUGAAGGCCUGAUUCACACAGUCUCCUCUGAACAGUUGAUGUUGAGGUGUGGCUGUUACUUGAACUCUGUGAAGCAUUUAUUUGGGCUGCAAUUUCUGAGGCUGGUAACUCUAUUGAACUUAUCCUCUGCAGCAGAGGUGACUCUGGUCUUCCAUUCCUGUGGUGGUCCUCAUGAGAGACAGUUUCAUCAUAGCGCUUGAUGGUUUUUGUGACUGCACUUGAAGAAACUUUCAAAGUUCAUGAAAUGUUCCUUAUUGACUGACCUUCAUGUCUUAAAGUAAUGAUGGACUGUCGUUUCUCUUUGCUUAUUUGAGCUGUUCUUGCCAUAAUAUGGACUUGGUCUUUUACCAAAUAGGGCUAUCCCCCCCCCCCAAAAAAAAUUGUAAAGUGGUUAUCCCACUGGCUAUAGGGUGAAUGCAUCAAUUUGUGAGUCGCUCUGGACUAGAGCGUCUGCUAAAUGACGUAAAUGUGCCCUUGAGCAAGGCACUUAACCCUAAUUGCUCCUGUAAGUCGCUCUGGAUAAGAGCGUCUGCUAAAUGACUAAAAUGUAAUGUAAAUGUAAUCUUCUGUAUACCCCCCCCCCUACCUUGUCACAACACAACUGAUUGGCUCAAACACAUUAAGAAGGAAAUAAAUUCCACAAAUAACUUAAGGCACACCUGUUAAUUGAAAUGCAUUCCAGGUGACUACGUCAUAAAGCUGGUUGAGAGAAUGCCAUGAGUGAAAGCUGUCAUCAAGGCAAAGGGUGGCUACUUUGAAGAAUCUCAAAUAUAAAAUAUAUUUUGAGUUGUUUAACACUUUUUUUGUUUACUACAUGAUUCCAUAUGUUAUUUCAUAGUUUUGAUGUCUUCACUAUUAUUCUACAAUGUAAAAAAUUGCAAAAAUAAAGAAAAACCCUGGAAUGAGUAGGUGUGUCCAAACUUUUGACUGGUACUGUAUCUCUGAACAAAAAUAUAAACGCAACAUAAAGUGUUGGUCCCAUGUUUCAUGAGCUGAAAUAAAAUAUCCCAGAAACCUUCCAUACACACAAGCUUAUUUCUGUAAAAUGUGUUUACAUGCCUGUUAGUGAGAAUUUCUCCUUUGCCAAGAAAAUACAUCCACGUGACAGGUGUGGCAUAUCACGAAACUGAUUGAACAGCAUGAUCAUUACACAGGUGCGCCUUGUGCUGGGGAGAAUAAAAGGCCACUCAAAUGUGCAGUUUUUGUCACACAACACAAUGCCACAGAUGUCUCAUGUUUUGAGGGAACGUGCAAUUGGCAUGCUGACUGUAUGAAUGGCACCAGAGCUGUUGCCAAAUAAUUUAAUGUUCAUUUCUCUACCAUAAGCCGCCUCCAACGUCGUUUUAGAGAAUUUGGCAGUACGUCCAACAGGCCUCACAACCGCAGACCAUGUGUAACCACGCCAGGACCUCUACAUCCGGCUUCUUCACCUGCGGAAUCGUUUGAGACCAGCCACCCGGACCUAAGAAUUUCUGCACAAACUGUCAAAAACCGUCUCAGGGAAGCUUAUCUCUGUGCUCGUCGUCCUCACCAAGGUCUUUACCUGACUGCAGUUCGGCGUCGUAAUUAAAUUCAGUGGGCAAAUGCGCACCUUUGAUGGCCGCUGGCAUGCUGGAGAAGUGUGCGCAUCACGGAUGAUUCCUGGUUUCAACUGUACCGGGCAGAUAAUGGGACCCAUCGGCAUGUUUGGUUUUCGCCAGGCAUAAUGGAACCCAUCUCAUCCAAAAAGUUGACUCCAGUUUGCCAAAAAGCACCUGGAUGAUCAUCAAGACUCUUGGAAGAAUGUUCUAUGGACAGAUGAGUCAAAAGUAUAUUUUUUUGGAUGACAUGCAUUCCACAGUAAGAACCUAAAAAGCAACAAAUGUACAUUUUGGAAUGGCCUAGUCAAAGGCCACACCUAAUCCCAAUUGAGAUGUUGUGGCAGGACUUGAAACGAGCAGUUCAUGCUUGAAAACCCACAAAUGUCGCUGAGUUAAAGCAGUUCUGCAUGGAAGAGUGGGCCAAAAUUCUUCCACAGCGAUGUGAGAGAUCAACAAUUACAGGAAGCGUUUGGUUGGAGUCAUUGCCACUAAAGGUCAAACAACCAGUUAUUGAGUGUAAGGGGGCAAUUACUUUUUCACACUGGCAUUGGGAGUUGCAUAACUUUUUAUGUAAGUGUUGUUAUUUGUUCGCUCAGGUUCCCUUUAUCUAAUAUUAGGUUUUGGUUGAAGAUCUGAUAACAUUCAGUAUUUUUAAAAAAUAUGCAAAAGUAGAGAAAAUUAGGAAGGGUGCAAAUACUUUUUCACAACACUAUAUAUUUAUUUAUUAUUUUGGGGGGGCCGCCGCACCCCCCCUACUGACCCAAGGGGUGCGUGCCCCACAGUUUGGGAACCACUGCUCUAGGUAAUGUUACUGUAGCCAGGUUAGCUGGCUACAAUAUUUUAUUCUCUGAAACUGGAGUAUGUCAAAAAAAAAUGAGCCUGAGCCUACUUCACCCUCAUGCCUCUUCAUCCUCCACUCCCACUAAUAUUAUGUAAUCCCACACUGAUCUAUUUUCUCUCUAACUCCCUCCUUCUUUUUCUCAGACGCUGCAGUGGAGGAGCGAAUUAAAAAGCUGGCCCGUUACAAAGAGAAGAAGGAGCUUGUGAAGGAGAAAGAGAAGAGAGCAAGGGAGAAGAAGGGGGUGUUCAAGGUUGGGCUGUACCGGCCCCUGGCCCCUCUGCCUCAGGCCCCAGCUGCUACAAUCAAAGCCAGGGUGAGAGGGCACAGUUUAACACUGACUCCGUAUACUGCUGACAUAUCUGUAGAUAUUAUAUCCAUCGUCCUUGGGAGUCACUGUUCAAUCAUUGAUUUGAUGAAGAUGUGAUUGACUCAUCACCGGAGGUUGAACUUCGAUGUGUCCAAAAAACAUUAGCAUAUAAGAACAGAAGAACUGCUGUUCUUAGUGGUUGUUACAUGGCCAUAACUUGGCCUUUCCCCCAACCAGGCAACAACGGCAGUGGUCCAGCCCCAAUCCACCAGAGUGACUCGCUCCAACAUGAGGCAGCAGGCCCCCAAGGUAAUUUUUCCUGCCAAGUCUACAUUUGUUCUGCACAUGUCUUUAUAUAAGAUUUUCUGUUACAUUAUUUAGUCAAGAACUAUAAUAGCUGCUUUUUGGAAUAACCAUAUAAUUGACAAUAUGCAGUAUUUUCUCUGUUCCAUUGACCUAGUUACCACAAUCUAAUGACACUCUUCCUGUUUCAAGAAAAGGUUGGUGUUUCUUUACCCCCACCUUACCUCUAAAACAAUUAUUCCACCCUAUAUCAUUUUACAUUUUAAAUUUUAGUCAUUUAGCAGACGCUCUUAUCCAGAGCGACUUACAGUUAGUGCAUACAUUAUUUUUUACAUACUGGCCCCCCGUGGGAAUCAAACCCACAACCCUGGCGUUGCAAAAGCCAUGCUGCUCCAAAUCAUCUUUAAAUUGUGUGCAUGAUUCAACACCUGCUAACCCUUAACCUCUACCUGAUUCUGUCUUAGUUGAACCAGCUGUGGUCAGGUCAACCAGGAGGACCAGGAUCGCUAUAGGUAACACUCCUAACUAUGACAACAAUCUGUCAACUGUACUAUACACAGCUAUUCUAUACGUUACUCUCCAUGCCUUUUGUUUUGCCAAUUAUUUGACCCUGGUAAACAUAUCCUUGACUUGUAACUUAUGACUGUUAUUUUUCCACUUUACUGCAGUUGAACAAGUAGUCAGAGCCCCAUCCACAAGGUCAGCUAAUAUUCCUCCGGUCUCUGUGGCCCCUGUGGCAAAGGACAAACCUGCUGCAGCGCCCAAGACCAGAUCAAAUGCCAAGCAGUCUGCAGCACCACCUGUUGGCAGAGGGAGGAACACCAGGGGUGAGCAUUGGCAGCUGACGUCCCAACCUUGUUAUGCACCAUUCUUCAACAACAUUUUGCGUGCUUUUCAACGUUAUUUCUGCAUUCAAAAAUUAUGAUUUGGCAAUCUCUUUAGGGAGCAAUAAGCAGGCUGCUGUGAAAGUGGACGAGCCAUUAGAGGACCACAGGUCUGCCAGCCCCCCACCCCCCAGUGCAGAGGAGGAUGAGAAGAUGGUAGAAGGCCCUGCUCCAGAACCUGUCCCAUCCCAGGCCGACCCCAUCCUCCCUCCAGCCCCCACCCCGUCCUCCUUCGCCCCCCAGGGCUUUGUGUUCCAGGCCCCAGCAGGCCUGUCCUCCUUCAAGCCCACCCCUCUCACUCCCCGCUCUGCAGACUCCUUCUUCAAACCCAGGUAACUUUGUGUGUUUGAUUCCUCGCAACCUCUCUGCACCUUCAUCCUCUCUGCACCUUCUUCCUCUCUGCACCUUCUCGAAUGGCAUUGGAGGAGACGAUCACCUCAGAUCUUCUCCUCCAAUGAGUUUUAGGGGGUCGAGGAGAGGAUUCGAGGAAAUACUUUUUAGGGCGGCAGGUAGCCUAGUGGUUAAGAGCAUUGGGCCAGUAACCGAAAGGUUGAUGGUUGGAACCCCCGAGCCGACUGUAAAAUCUGUCGACGUGCCCCAAUUGCUUCUGUAAGUCUCGCUGUAUAAGAGACAUAUUUACUAGGUUUAGUCAGAUAUAUUUCUUCAGAGUAUGAAAACCUGGUUGAUAUACCGUUACUGCUUAUUAAAAUAUGACCGGCUGUCAUUUUGUAGCUUUGUGUAUGUACUAAACUGUUUUCAUCCUCUCCUCUCCAGUGUCCCUGUUCUACACCCUGUUCCACUCAGGCCCUCUGAUAACUUGGUAACCAAAAUGGAACUCAGUGUUCCCUCUCCUGCCAAGUCCCCUUCUCACUCACCACCUCGCCCUUCUCCUACUCUGGCCCCUCUGUGUCUUCCGAGUCCCAAAGAACCAGAGCAUGAUGUGCCCUACUUCAGGUGAGGGUUACAUUUUACCUGACAAAUGCAUCCAUAAAAUGUGAAACCAAGUCAACAGCUAUGUUCCUCACCCAGACUAGUAUUGGUGUAUCAUGUGAAUGUCUGCCGUGUGUCUGUCAGGUCAGUGGUGGUCAGUGAGACAGAGAGCCUGACAGAAUUUUGUCAGCAGUGGGAGUCCAGGGUGGAUGAUGUCUCUGUCCCUGAAGAGAGUGAGUGACUCUUCAUGUGUUUUAACCAUUAUAAUGCUAUUGAUUCUGAUUUCUAUAAGCAAAAUGAAUCACAACACAUUUCCUCAAUGUAUCCUUUUCUCUCAUUACCUUUCCUAACUGUGUUGAUCUCCAUCCCUGUGAAGUGUGUGACCGUAUGCGUACGGCGGUGGGCCAGGCCAGGCUGCUGAUGAAGGAGAGGUUUGGUCAGUUCUCUGGCCUGGUGGAUGACUGUGAGCUGGGCAGAGGAGAAAAGAUCACCACCUGCACCGACCUGCAAGGCUUCUGGGACAUGGUCUCCUACCAGGUGGGUUAGUGACUAGGAGGACAUGGUCUCCUACCAGGUGGGUUAGUGACUAGGAGGACAUGGUCUCCUACCAGGUGGGUUAGUGACUAGGAGGGCAUGGUCUACGGUGUGUGUGUGUAGAAUUAGAUGAACAGACAGUCAGACACUGGUGGUUAAACUCUGUUGAUGCCUGUCUGUUAACACUAAAGCUAAACUAUACUAGCUACCUCUAGGAAGAAUGACCACCUAGAUUGGUACAGCAUUCUAAAAGGUUGAAAAUGUGGAUGCAAGCUUUCUAAAAAGAGUACUCCCUCUCUCGCUCUCUCCUUGUUCGACUCUUCCUCUGUCAGGUAGAGGACGUGAACAAGAAGUUUGGUGCUCUGAAGGAGGCAGAGUCUAAGGGUUGGCAGGAGGAGAGCAAGCCCCCACCACGACAGAGGAAGGUGGUCAAGAAGCCGCCCUCUGCUCUGGUGCCUAAGCCUGCCGGUGGUGCUGUCGCCAAGUCUCGUCUGGCUGCCAUCAAGGCUGCAAUAAAGGCCAAGCAGCAGGCUGCAGAGGCAGAGAAGGCAGCGCAGGCCGCAGGGCCAGGCAGUGCUGUGGACAACCCUGCUCCAGCUCCUCAGGACCCCCAGGCGGAGACCCAGGCCCCAGAGCCACCGGUGGUGGUGUUCCAGGGAGGCUUCUUCCAGGUUGAGAGUCCUGCCAAACUCACAGGUGAGACUCAUACCUCCACCGUUCUUCACCCACACUUCCUCAACUGCUGUGAUGCUCAGAGAUAUUGAUGGAGGCAGAGAAAGAUGUGUAGAAUGGCAGGCCGAAAGGUUUGUUCGGACCUGGAAGACCCCUGGCCUCUCCCUCUGUCAGUGUUCGAGGUACCUGGUAAAGCUGUGUAGAGAUUGUAAGUUGGGCAUUGACUGAUUGCUGUAUGGUCUGUCUGUUUCUUUCCAGGCUCUGUGAGGAGAUCCACCCGUGUAUCUGCCAUGCCUCAGGCUUCUCCCUGUUCAGUCACCAAGUUCUCCACCUCUGGCAGAACCCGCCACUCCAACACUGCUGCAGCUGCACACGCCUCCCCACUCCCCUGCCUCACCCUCUCCCCUGCUCACCCCACCCUCACCCCUGCCUGCUCCACCCUCACCCCUGCCUGCCCGUCUGAUGCCACCCCACUCCGUACCCCUCACACUGAUCAUGAACCUCAGUCCUACACCCUGGCCCAAAGUAGCCCCACCAGAGUCUCUCUCUGCUUCUCACCAGUCAAAGAAGCUCUGAUGGACACCCAGUCAGAGGAAGGCCCCAGCAACCAACCAGAGCUAGCCUCUGUGCAGAAUGACGUCACUCCUGACCAACCAGAACCCGAGAGCAUGCAGGAAGCUGUAGCUUGUGACCAAUCGGAGCUUGUUUCAGAGCCCACUGUUUGCCCUGAGGAGCACUAUGUGAGCUGUGAGUCUGAAGAAAUCGGCCAAUCACCAUCCAACACACAACAGCUGACCAAUGACGAACAGCACCAAGAAGCCUUCAGCCAAACGGUGUUGGCCACAGAGGAGCCCAACCAAUUAGAGCUCCAGGACAGAAAAGAGGCUUUAGAGGCCUACGAUACCAGCCUACCCAUCUCACCAGGGCUUCCCCUCUCACCCUCACUGCCCCACACCCAAGUCAGGAGCCCUGCCUUCAGCUUCAACCUCUCCCCCACCCCAGCUAGGCCAAGACUUACUGAGGCCAGCCUAUCUCCUCUCUCCUGCCUGGUGCCCCCCUCCUCUCCUCCUGCUGUCCAGGUCUCCCUCGGCUUCCCAGCUGAUGCCGACGUACCAGUGACCGUGACUCCAGACACUUCCAUCACUGAGGUAAGUGUUUUGUAAAAGAAGAUGUCUCAUCUUUAUGUAUUUCUAAAUUACUGGCAAGAGUUAAUCUAUUUUUUUUCUUUCUCAAAAUACACCAGGGUAUUCCGGGUUUGGACUUUGAGCGCUACCUCCAACCUGCAGUGAGGUGCAGCCUGUCGCCACGGGAGCUGGCUGUUGCCGAGGAGAUGCUGUCGCCCAUGGCGAUAGAUGUAGAAAUGGAGACUCCAUUGGCUCCGUCUGGAGAGCCCCCUCAGGAGGAAGUGUCGACUCCCACAGGUAACGUGUUUGUGCUUGGAUACGGUUAAUCCUAGAUAUUUGUAUUCCUUAUGGUGGAUUUGUUUUCAUUUUUAUUUUCCCUCCUUCUCACUCCCAUCACAGCUUUUCCCAGUUUGGCACAAAUGUUGACCCCACGGACGACACAGGUUAACUUCCUUGUUUUACCCUCUUCUUUCUCUCUUGCGUGUGUGUACAGUGCCUUCGGAAAGUUUUUAGACCCCUUGACUUUUUCCACAUUUUCUUACAUUACAGCCUAUUUCUAAAAUGGAUUAAAUAAAUAAAAAUCCUCAGCAAUCUACACACACUACCCCAUAAUGACAAAGCAAAAACAGGUUUUUAGAUAUUUUAGCAAAUGUAUUAAAAUUAAAAAACAGAUACCUUAUUUACAUAAGUAUUCAGACCCUUUGCUAUGAGACUCGAAAUUGAGUUCAGGUGCAUCCUGUUUCCAUUAAUCAUCCUUGUGAUGUUUCUACAACUUGAUUAGAGUCCACCUGUGGUAAAUUCAAUUGAUUGGACAUGAUUUGGAAAGGUGCACACCUGUCUAUAUAAGGUCCCACAGUUGACAGUGCAUGUCAGAGCAAAAACCAAGCCAUGAGGUCGAAGGAAUUGUCUGUAGAACCGAGAGACAGGAUUGUGUCGAGAAACAGAUCUGGGGAAGGGUGCCAAAAAAUGUCUGCAGCAUUGAAGGUCCCCAAGAACACAGUGGCCUCCAUCAUUCUUAAAUGGAAGAAGUUUGGAACCACCAAGACUCUUCCUAGAGCUGGCCGCUCGGCCAAACUGAGCAAUCGGGGGAGAAGGGCCUUGGUCAGGGAGGUGACCAAGAACCCGAUGGUCACUCUGACAGAGCUCUAGAGUUCCUCUGUGGAGAUGGGAGAGCCUUCCAGAAGGACAACCAUCUGUGCAGCACUCCACCAAUCACGCCUUUAUGGUAGAGUGGCCAGACGGAAGCCACUCCUCAGUAAAAGGCACAUGACAGCCCACUUGGAGUUUGCCAAAAGGCACCUAAAGACUCAGACCAUGAGAAACAAGAUUCUCUGGUCUGAUGAAACCAAGAUUGAACUCUUUAACCUGAAUGCCAAGUGUCACGUUUGGAGGAAACCUGGCACCAUCCCUACGGUGAAGCAUGGCUGUGGCAGCAUCAUGCUGUGGGGGUGUUUUUCAGCAGCAGGGACUGGGAGACUAGUCAGGAUCGAGGCAAAGAUUAACGGAGCAAAGUACAGAGAGAUUCUUGAUAACCUGCUCAGAACCUCAGACUGGGGCGAUGGUUCACCUUCCAACAGGACAACGACCCUAAGCACACAGCCAAGACAACGCAGGAGUGGCUUCGGGACAAGUCUCUGAAUGUCCUUGAGUGGCCCAGCCAGAGCCCGGACUUGAACCCGAUCGAACAUCUCUGAAGUGACCUGAAAAUAGCUGUAAAGCGACGCUCCCCAUCCAACCUGACAGAGCUUGAGAGGAUCUGCAGAGAAGAAUGGUAGAAACCCCCCAAAUACAGGUGUGCCAAGCUUGUAGCGUCAUACCCAAGAAUACUUGAGGCUGUAAUUGCUGCCAAAGGUGCUUUUAACAAAGUACUGAGUAAAGGGUCUGAAUACUUAUAUAAAUGUGAUAUUUCAGUUUUUUUGUUUGUAAUACAUUUGCACAAAUUUCUAAAAUCCUGUUUUUGCUUUGUCAUUAUGGGGUAUUGUGUGUAGAUUGAGGGGAAAUAAACAAUUGAAUCAAUUUUAGAGUAAGGCUGUAACGUAACAAAGUGGAAAAAGUCAAGGGGUAUAAAUACUUUCCAAAUGCAGUGUGUAUGUAUGUACAGUGGGGAGAAUAAGUAUUUGAUACACUGCCGAUUUUGCAGGUUUUCCUACUUACAAAGCAUGUAGAGGUCUGUCAUUUUUAUCAUAGGUACACUUCAACUGUGAGAGACGGAAUCUAAAACAAAAAUCCAGAAAAUCACAUUGUAUGAUUUUUAAGUAAUUAAUUUGCAUUUUAUUGCAUGACAUAAGUAUUUGAUACAUCAGAAAAGCAGAACUUAAUAUUUGGUACAGAAACCUUUGUUUGCAAUUACAGAGAUCAUACGUUUCCUGUGGGUCUUGAUCAGGUUUGCACACACUGCAGCAGGGAUUUUGGCCCACUCCUCCAUACAGACCUUCUCCAGAUCCUUCAGGUUUCGGGGCUGUCGCUGGGCAAUAUGGACUUUCAGCUCCCUCCAAAUAUGUUCUAUUGGGUUCAGGUCUGGAGACUGGCUAGGCCACUCCAGGACCUUGAGAUGCUUCUUACAGAGCCACUCCUUAGUUGCCCUGGCUGUGUGUUUCGGGUCGUUGUCAUGCUGGAAGACCCAGCCACGACCCAUCUUCAAUGCUCUUACUGAGGGAAGGAGGUUGUUGGCCAAGAUCUCGCGAUACAUGGCCCCAUCCAUCCUCCCCUCAAUACGGUGCAGUCGUCCUGUCCCCUUUGCAGAAAAGCAUCCCCAAAGAAUGAUGUUUCCACCUCCAUGCUUCACGGUUGGGAUGGUGUUCUUGGCGUUGUACUCAUCCUUCUUCUUCCUCCAAACACGGCGAGUGGAGUUUAGACCAAAAAGCUCUAUUUUUGUCUCAUCAGACCACAUGACCUUCUCCAAUUCCUCCUCUGGAUCAUCCAGAUGGUCAUUGGCAAACUUCAGACGGGCCUGGACAUGCGCUGGCUUGAGCAGGGGGACCUUGCGUGCGCUGCAGGAUUUUAAUCCAUGACGGCGUAGUGUGUUACUAAUGGUUUUCUUUGAGACUGUGGUCCCAGCUCUCUUCAGGUCAUUGACCAGGUCCUGCCGUGUAGUUCUGGGCUGAUCACUCACCUUCCUCAUGAUCAUUGAUGCCCCACGAGGUGAGAUCUUGCAUGGAGCCCCAGACUGAGGGUGAUUGACCGUCAUCUUGAACUUCUUCCAUUUUCUAAUAAUUGCGCCAACAGUUGUUGCCUUCUCACCAAGCUGCUUGCCUAUUGUCCUGUAGACCAUCCCAGCCUUGUGCAGGUCUACAAUUUUAUCCCUGAUGUCCUUACACAGCUCUCUGGUCUUGGCCAUUGUGGAGAGGUUGGAGUCUGUUUGAUUGAGUGUGUGGACAGGUGUAUUUUAUACAGGUAAUGAGUGGAGAACAGGAGGGCUUCUUAAAGAAAAACUAACAGGUCUGUGAGAGCCAGAAUUCUUACUGGUUGGUAGGUGAUCAAAUACACUGCUCAAAAAAAUAAAGGGAACACUAAAAUAACACAUCCUAGAUCUGAAUGAAUGAAAUAAUCUUAUUAAAUACUUUUUUCUUUACAUAGUUGAAUGUGCUGACAACAAAAUCACACAAAUUAUCAAUGGAAAUCAAAUUUAUCAACCCAUGGAGGUCUGGAUUUGGAGUCACCCUCAAAAUUAAAGUGGAAAACCACACUACAGGCUGAUCCAACUUUGAUGUAAUGUCCUUAAAACAAGUCAAAAUGAGGCUCAGUAGUGUGUGUGGCCUCCACGUGCCUGUAUGACCUCCCUACAACGCCUGGGCAUGCUCCUGAUGAGGUGGCGGAUGGUCACCUGAGGGAUCUCCUCCCAGACCUGGACUAAAGCAUCCGCCAACUCCUGGACAGUCUGUGGUACAACGUGGCGUUGGUGGAUGGAGCGAGACAUGAUGUCCCAGAUGUGCUCAAUUGGAUUCAGGUCUGGGGAACGGGCGGGCCAGUCCAUAGCAUCAAUGCCUUCCUCUUGCAGGAACUGCUGACACACUCCAGCCACAUGAGGUCUUGCAUUAGGAGGAACCCAGGGCCAACCGCACCAGCAUAUGGUCUCACAGGGGGUCUGAGGAUCUCAUCUCGGUACCUAAUGGCAGUCAGGCUACCUCUGGCCCCCCCAAAGAAAUGCCACCCCACACCAUGACUGACCCACCGCCAAGCCGGUCAUGCUGGAGGAUGUUGCAGGCAGCAGAACGUUCUCCACUGUGUCUCCAGACUCUGUCACAUGCUCAGUGUGAACCUGCUUUCAUCUGUGAAGAGCACAGGGCGCCAGUGGCGAAUUUGCCAAUCUUGGUGUUCUCUGGCAAAUGCCAAACGUCCUGCACGGUGUUGGGCUGUAAGCACAACCCCCACCUGUGAACGUCGGGCCCUCAUACCACCCUCAUGGAGUCUGUUUCUGACCGUUUGAGCAGACACAUGCACAUUUAUGGCCUGCUGGAGGUCAUCUUGCAGGGCUCUGGCAGUGCUCCUCCUUGCACAAAGGCGGAGGUAGCGGUCCUGCUGCUGGGUUGUUGCCCUCCUACGGCCUCCUCCACGUCUCCUGAUGUACUGGCCUGUCUCCUGGUAGCGCCUCCAUGUUCUGGACACUACGCUGACAGACACAGCAAACCUUCUUGCCACAGCUCGCAUUGAUGUGCCAUCCUGGAUGAGCUGCACUACCUGAGCCACUUGUGUGGGUUGUAGACUCCGUAUCAUGCUACCACUAGAGUGAAAGCACCGCCAGCAUUCAAAAGUGACCACAUCAGCCAGGAAGCAUAGGAACUGAGAAGUGGUCUGUGAUCACCACCUGCAAAACCAGUCCUUUAUUGGGGGGUGUCUUGCUAAUUGCCUAUAAUUUCCACCUGUUGUCUAUUCCAUUUGCACAACAGCAUGUGACAUUUAUUGUCAAUCAGUGUUGCUUCCUAAGUGGACAGUUUGAUUUCACAGAAGUGUGAUUGACUUGGAGUUACAUUGUGUUGUUUAAGUGUUCCCUUUAUUUUUUUGAGCAGUGUACUUAUGUCAUGCAAUAAAAUGCAAAUUAAUUACUUAAAAAUCAUACAAUGUGAUUUUCUGGAUUUUUGUUUUAGAUUCCGUCUCUCACAAUUAAAGUGUACCUAUGAUAAAAAUUACAGACCUCUACAUGCUUUGUAAGUAGGAAAACCUGCAAAAUCGGCAGUGUAUCAAAUACUUGUUCUCCCCACUGUGUGUGUGUGUAUGUAUGUAUGUAUGUAUGUAUGUAUGUAUGUAUGUAUGUAUGUAUGUAUGUAUGUACAUAUAUAUGUGUGUGUGUGUAUGUAUGUGUAUAUAUGAGAGCGUGCGUACAGGUACAGUGGCUUAUACCCACUUAUUUUACAUUUUGUUGUUACAGCCUAAAUUUAAAGUGGAUUCAAUUGAUUUUUUUCUCACCCAUCUACACACAAUACUGCAUCGUGAAAACAUUUUGUAAAUGUAUAGAAAAUAUUAUAUAGAAAUAUCUAGUUUACAUAAGUAUUCACACCCCUCAGUCAGUACUUUGUAGAAGCACCUUUGACAGCGAUUACAGCUGUGAGUCUUUCUGGGUAAGUCUCUAAGAGCUUUCCACACAUGGAUUGUGCAACAUUUGCCCAUUCUGUCAAAUUUGGUUGUUGAUCAUUGCUAGACAACCAUGUUCAAGUAGAUUUAAGUCAAAACUGUGACUCAGGAACAUUCACGGUAUUCUGGACAAAAAGUUACAUUUUUUUACAUGCCACAUUUUUUUGCAGUAUUACUUUAGUGCCUUGUUGCAAACAGGAUGCAUGUUUAGGAUUUUUUUAUACUGUUCAGGCUUCCUUUUCACUCUGUCAAUUAGGUUAGUAUUGUGGAGUAACUACAAUGUUGCUGAUCCAUCCUCAGUGUUCUAUCACAGCCAUUAAACUCUGUAGCUGUUUUAAAGUCACCAUUGGCCUCAUGGUGAAAUCCCUGAGCAGUUUCCUUCCUCUCCGGCAACUGAGGUAGGAAGGACACCUGUAUCUUUGUAGUGACUGGGUACAUUGAUACACCAUCCAAAGUGCAAUUAAUAACUUCACCAUGCUCAAAGGAUAAUUCCGUGUGCUUGUAGGUGUUUUUUUUUUUUUUUUUUUUUUUCUCCUCCAUCUACCAACAGGUGCCCUUUGCGAGACAUUGGAAAACCUCCCUGAUCUUUGUUGAAAUUCAAUGCUUGACGAUGGGACCUUACAAAUUAUCUGUAUGUGUGGGGUACGGAGUUGAGUUAGUCAUUCAAAAUUCAUGUUAAACACUAUUAUUGCACACAGUGAGAGUCCAUGCAACUUAUUAUGUGACUUGUUAAAUAAAUUCUUACUCCUGAACUUAUUUAGGCUUGCCAUAACAAAGGGGUUGAAUACGUAUUGACUCUAGACAUUUCAGCUUUAAAGUUAAUUAAUUUGUUAAAAAUAAAAUAAUUCCACUUUGACAUGGGGUAUUGUGUGUAGGCCAGUGACACAACAUCUCAAUUUAAUCCAUUUUAAAUUCAGGCUGUUACAACAAAAUGUGGAAAAAGUGUGAAUAAUUUCUGAAGGCACGAGCUGCCAGAACAGCUUCAAUGCAGCUUGACAUAGUCUACAAGUGUCUGGAACUCUAUUGGAGGGAUGUGAAACUAUUCUUCCACUUGACAUUGGUGGUGGAAAAUGUUGUCUCAUGUGCCGCUCCAGAAUCUCCCAUAAGUGUUCAAUUUGGUUGAGAUCUGGUGACUGACACACACACCCUAUACUCCUUUGAGACCCCUUUCAAAGUCUGAGCUGUCUUCUAGCCACGCUAUAGCCAAAAUAAUGGGCAACUGGGCAUUUUAUAUAAGACCCUAAGCAUGAUGGGAUGUUAAUUGCUUAAUUGAAGUGCCUUCUUUCAAUUUACUUUGUAUCCCUCAUUUACUCAAGUGUUUCCUUAAUUUUGGCAGAUGAACAUUAUGCUCUUUCCAUGACUGACCAGGUGAAAGCUAUGAUCCUUUAUUUAUGUAUCUUGUUAAAUCCACUUUAAUCAGUUUAGAUAAAGGGGAGAAGACAGGUUAAAGAAGGAUUUUUAAACCUAGACAAUUGAGACAUGGAUUGGCAAAAGGUAUGAAUUCCUCUCAACUGACCCAUGCUGUCCCUAUUUCUUCUCUCCUCUCUCCUCCAGCCAGUUGAGUCACACCUGUUGCUGUUCACCCCUGAUCAGAUGGACAGAGUGAGACAGGCCAUUUGCCCCAGUGACCUCAUGUCGUUCACACCUCCCUCUGAUUGAUAGAACGAGCAACUGAUGAGACUGAUAUGCAUAACUGCUGUUGUAUAUUUUUCUAUUUUGUCUACAUAUAGCGAGACUAGUUUAAAGUCUCUAAAAUAAACAUUUUUAUAUGCAUUGUUUUAUUUUAUUUUAAACUCAUUGUCAGAAAAUAGUUUUUUUGUAACUUUCCUUACACUGUUUUGUGCUAUCUGUACUACAUUAUUAUUUAAAUACCAAAAAGGCACCAGGUAGUGUUAACUAGUAACCACGUUCUAUAUGGAGCCCAGAUGUCCAGCUUUUGUAUACAAAAUCAACUUUGUUUAUUUUUAGCUUAAAUUCUGUUAUAUUGAAUAUGCGUGUGGAAAAACCUUUUGAUUUGUGUAAAUAAAAUGUAGAUUCUUC
This is a messenger RNA of Coregonus sp. 'balchen', 16296 nucleotides long. The record is from the annotation of a GenBank genome assembly. NCBI's taxonomy places the organism in Eukaryota, Metazoa, Chordata, Actinopteri, Salmoniformes, Salmonidae.